CACAAGUGCAGUACAUCCAUUUUUUGGAAAUUUUGCCCACCCAUAGGCACGACUACCGGUAAAUUUGAACCCCCGGAAAGAAAGGAAGCGCAGCCGAGAGAAGAGGGGCGCGCCUCUGUCUCUUUCUGUGCCGGACUUCCGGUGUUGUCGUCUUCAUCCCUCUACCUCUAAGGACCCAAAUUUCUCCGCUUCCUAUAUCUUCUUUUCGUUUUUAGUCCCCUCUAUACCCAUACAUUCUCAUUUUCUGUUUUCAUUCCAUUUACGUUUCUACCCCCGAGCACCGCAUCCCUGCCGUUCGCCCGUUCAUCACAUUCCAGAAAUUUCUUCUACCCUGACUCCCAAGUCCCAACCCUGCAAAUACAAGGAAACCCCACCCUUCAUUGCAGCUCAUCUUCUAACUGAUCCAAGCUCUGGUCAGCACUCAGGUAUGAGUAUGGAUAAGAACAAUGUAGAAAUGGAAGCUGCUGAAAUGCAAUCAAAGAGUGUAGAUGACAACAAUGACCAAGGUGUGGAUAAGAACAAAGUUGAUGUAGAGGCUAAACCCAAGGGAGCAUAUUUGCCUCCCAUAGGUGCUGUGGAUGAACCAAAUUCCGGCGAUUCGGAGGAGCAGUAUGAUGAAGCAUCGAUAGAGGGAGAAGACAACAAGCAUGAAGGUAAAUGGGAGCUUAGGGAUGAAACAGAGAAGCACAAUGGAAAUACAAAGAUAGAGGAUAAAUGCAACACAACGAGUGAGGCAUAUGAGAGCGAUGAAUCAGAAGAACAAAGCAUCACUAAAAUUGAUUCAAAGGACGGUAUCAUGGAGGGGAAAGAACUUUCACAUGUAAUCGUUAAUGGAAAUGAUGGAAAGCUCGCACUCAGUGUGGCCUUGAUGAACAAUGAUGCCAUUGAUGACAACACAAAGGUAGGAACCCUUAGUGUAACUGCUCAAUUGCUUGGUAAACGACUCACAAAUGAGGACACAAAAGGAGGAAUGCAAGGCAUAACAUAUGAAGGUGAAAAUGAAAUUAUUCAAAAUGGAAAUGAAAUAGUGACUGUUGAAAAUAAUAUUGCUGAGGGUACAGUUUCUUCUGCUGAUGUCAUUGAUGAUAAAGAGGCUAGACAGGGUGGAGCUUCAGAAACAAAACAAAAACUUAAUCAUGUUCCUAUAAUGUUGCCAGAACCUGUUACUCCACAUGUACUGGUGAAAUGUACAGCUGCAAAACCUGGACAAAUUAGUGGGGAGAUGUUCAAGAAUAAGUUUGAUUAUGGAAAGAUGGAUUAUGAUGACAACGAUGACGGGACUGCAGAAGAUCAAGCAUUGUUUAUGGGAGAGAUAGAAACUUUUUAUCGGGAGAGGUCCAUGGAUUUUAAACCACCUAAGUUUUAUGGGCAGCCACUGAAUUGUCUAAAGUUAUGGAAAGCUGUAAUAAGGUUGGGUGGCUAUGACACGGUUACUGGAUCAAAGUUGUGGCGGCAAGUGGGCGAGUCUUUCAACCCUCCCAAAACCUGCACGACCGUGUCGUGGACAUUUCGUAUUUUCUAUGAGAAGGCACUUCUAGAGUAUGAACGGCAUAAAACACAAACUGGCGAGCUUCACCUCUCUAUGAUCUCUCUUCCUGAUCCUUCAGGGGUUGACAUUGAGGGAAGUGGUCAUCAAGCUCCUGGAUCUGGCAGAGCACGAAGGGAUGCUGCUGCCCGUGCUAUGCAAGGAUGGCAAGAUCAACGUCUCAUUAAAUAUGGCGAGGUUGGUGAAACACUUAUAAAGGACAAGAACCCAAGCAGUACAGCCAAACGUGAAAAGAAUCUCAAAACUAUAGGUUCGCUCAAACAAAAGAGACCCAAUGAAGUUGAACUCUCUAUGAAAGCAGCACGAACUGAGAUAUCUAGGCAGUUGACAACUACAGUUGUUGAUGUUGGACCACCUGCUGACUGGGUGAAAAUCAACAUUCGGGAAACAAAAGACUGUUUCGAGGUCUAUGCCCUAGUUCCAGGACUUCUGCGUGAAGAGGUGCGGGUUCAAUCUGAUCCAGCUGGACGUUUGGUCAUAACGGGUCAGCCUGAGCAGCUCGACAAUCCCUGGGGAAUUACAGCUUUCAAGAAGGUAGUGAGCUUACCUGCGAGAAUAGAUCCUCUUCAGACUUCAGCUGUUGUAAGCCUGCAUGGACGGCUGUUUGUACGGGUCCCAUUUGAGCAGCCAAACAUCUGAACUGAACCUAUAAUGUAUCCUGUGGGGUUCUGAUCAAAUGAGCAAGUUCAGGGAUGUGAUGUGAACAAUUCUCCAAGGAACAAAUGCAGACCUUGUGGACAGAGAUUAGGAUUUGUUAUAAUGCCCGUAGUGUAGGGGGUGGGGUGUAGAUAUAAGAGUAUGAAGAAUGGUAACAUUAAGCAAUGGCAACCCGGAAAACUCUUUAAACUUCUACUACUGCCAUUUAGUGGUUCAUGAUUAGGAGUUUUGUUGAGUUGAUGGGGCAAUGAUGGAAAUUAGUGGGAGUUUGCUCAUUUGUUUGCACAAUAAUGUAGCUAUUCAUGGCUGGAUGGACGCUGCUUGCUUUGCUACAGCUGCUCUGCCUGUGCAUAGCAGCAUGUUAGUUAAUAUGACAAAGUUGUUAGAUAUUCUUGACACUGUUUUUAACGUAAUCAGUCUCGCUUAGGCCCGGGACUGGUUUUCCGGUACCGGUGCCUGACCGGACCAGCUGCCUGGC
Molecule: messenger RNA, 2681 nt
Organism: Cuscuta europaea
Lineage: Eukaryota; Viridiplantae; Streptophyta; Magnoliopsida; Solanales; Convolvulaceae
Source: the annotation of a GenBank genome assembly